AUGACUCUCCUGCCAUCGCCACUCGCUCAGUCCACAUUGGGCGAGAAGGCCGCGCUCUACCUAGACCACGUCACCGACAACAUCCCCGAGUUUCUCCACACCCUCCGACCUCGAUUGGACCCGUGGCUGACUUAUUCGGCCACACACUUCCGCUCGGUCGCGCAGGCGCUACCAUUCGACGCCGACGAGCAAACUACCGCUAUUUGUGCGGCUCUGCUUGUCUGUGUGCUUACAAUAGCCACUAUGAGUUGGGGUAACCCCCUUAACCUAUGGCGUCGGUCUACCCCACAGGUCACCGAGGGGAAUGAUUUCAGCUACAUAACACCUGAUUACAUAGUUGAUCCUCCGGCGAACAGCAGUUCUCGUCCGAACAAUCAGUAUCGGUAUGAAGAAAACGUGGAUGAAAACGAGCCAGAUACGAUUUCCCUCCGCCACCGUGGCACCUUCUACCCCCUUCGUUUCCGCGCGUAUGCGAUCGAUGACGGCUUGUUGACCGUGGGCGCUCUUCGCGAGGAGGCAGCAAGACAGACCGGAGCUACCAACCCCAACCAAGUCCGAUUGUUGUAUAAGGGAAACCUUCUCAAGGAUGAUCACCGAUCAUGCAAGGCGGAGGGACUUAAGCAGCACUCCGAGGUUCUGUGUGUAGUCUCUGAGGUUGGUGCUAGUACUCCGAGCGAGGUUUCUGAUUCAAGUGACCCCCGCCGUCCCGGAUCUUCAUCGUCACGAUUGGACGGAGAUGAUGGAGAAGGUAUUGGCUCUUCUAGCGACAAAGGCAAAAAGAAGAAGAACAAGAAGAAGAGCAAGGGCAAGAAGAAGGCCUCUCUGGAGCCAAUCCAGCCAGCACCAAGUGGAUCUUCCUCCCAUCCUCCUCUGCCACCCAACCUUAAGCUUCUGCCCGGUAAAAUGGAGCAGAUCGCAGCAUUGCAGGGAUACCUCCAACAAGUGCUGAUCCCAAUGUGUGAUGAAUACGUGUCCGACCCACCCGCAGAGGGUAAGAAGCGAGAGUUCGAAUAUCGGAAGUUGAGCGAGACUGUUUUAGCUCAAAUCAUGUUAAAGGCAGACGGGAUUGAGCCCGACGGCAAUGAUGAUGUACGCAAUGCCCGCAAGGCGUUGAUUAGAGAAGCACAGGCCAAUCUGAACCGGCUCGAUCAGGUAAACAAGGAAUAA
Messenger RNA from Penicillium angulare, 1167 nucleotides. RefSeq names its product BAG family molecular chaperone regulator. The coding region runs from base 1 to 1167 and encodes 388 amino acids. Gene Ontology annotation, molecular function: adenyl-nucleotide exchange factor activity; protein-folding chaperone binding. The record is from RefSeq and is a predicted model, not a curated record. The transcript has a single exon. Gene Ontology annotation, cellular component: nucleus; cytosol; membrane. Gene Ontology annotation, biological process: protein stabilization. Lineage: Eukaryota; Fungi; Ascomycota; Eurotiomycetes; Eurotiales; Aspergillaceae.